Toxotes jaculatrix (banded archerfish) is the source of this 2490-nucleotide messenger RNA. RefSeq names its product transmembrane protein 205 (gene tmem205). The record is from RefSeq and is a predicted model, not a curated record. Lineage: Eukaryota; Metazoa; Chordata; Actinopteri; Toxotidae. The transcript is spliced from 3 exons. The coding region runs from base 1108 to 1704 and encodes 198 amino acids.
GCAGGCUUUUGUUUUCCUCAAGUGACUAAUUGUACUUGAAAUGUAAGAUGAAGUCAGCAACGCUGCCGAGGAAGAGAGUUGUGUAACUCUAAUUUAGCUCAGAGGCUAAAGCUGGUUAGCUCGUCAAGUCCAAGCCAGACACUGUCACCACCGUCCCUCUGUCACCUAUUUACCUUUAUCACGCCAUUUUGAUAAGCUGUUGCCUUCAGGAUGCUCAUAUAGUUUAUAAUUUCACAUAAUGAAGUGUGUGUGUAAUGUAUUUUCUUUGCUCUGCCUCUGCACCCUUAUCUCAUCCUGAGGACUUUAUCGGGUCUGCUGCACAUGUGGAGCACCAGGCUGAAAUGAUACACAGGACCUUUAUCUCUGAGGCCCUGGUUUCAACCCUAAUGUCCUUUUUGGGUUCUGGACAGCACAGCUCCAAAAACAAACUAACAAAUGACUUUCAAACGUGAUUUACUGACCAGUGUCCUUCAGAGGUCUGCUACAGAAAAUGAUGUUGUUAUUGUUGUUUUGGAUGUCAGACAACUCAGAUGGUAAACAUGGUUAAAUACAACAGAUUUUAAUAUGCUCUACUGUUUACAGUUGACAGUAUUGUUUACACAGUUCCACCCCUCCCAAAUUCCAAAUAAGGCUAUUUGUAUAUCAGUGAUUGGAGUUUUGUAAGAGUUUGCCUGUGAGAGGAUUAACCUCUCUGGGGUCAAAUUAACCCCCAAAUUAAGUAAAGUCUCUAUGGAGCAUGACAUGCUGUGAAUUUCUUUAUCUGUGAAUGACUUUUUUUUGCAAAUAAAAGUGUUAUAUAUACUGGGAACUGCUGGCACAUACAUACAUACAUAGUAUGUGUAUGUGUGUAUAUAUAUUUGUUCACAGUGAACCAUAUUAACUGAUAAAACACAAAAUAUUUCUUUCUAUAUUUUGUGAACUUCAGUUUCUGGAAAAGGCAAAAAUUGACCUACUGGGUUUUAAUACAAUCAGAAAAAAAAGACUGUUGAUUUUGCAACUGUUAUUUUGACAUAUACAGCAGUGCGGUCUGUUGAACACCAAGCAAUACGGAAGUAAAGCCAACGUGAGUGAACACAAGGGUUAAGGUAGGCCAUCUGUAUACGCUGUAUGUCUGUUUAUGGUUUGCAGAGUGACACCAUGGCAACAGAGGGGGAGCCGACAGAAGUGAUCAAAGUGUUACACCUCCUGGUGCUCUCUUUCUCCUGGGGCAUGCAGGUCUGGGUCUCCUUUAUUGCAGGAUUUGCGUUGGUGUGGCAGGUGACGCUGCACACCUUUGGCCUGGUGCAGAGUAAACUCUUCCCUGUGUACUUCUACUGUCUGCUGGGUAGUAACUUCAUCAGCCUGGCUGUGUAUGCUGUGUACCACCCCAGAGAGCUGCUGGACGGGCAUGAAAGUGUGCAGAUGAUUCUGUACUUCGUGGCACUGAUCAUGGCAGGUCUAAACGCACAAUGGUUUGGUCCUGCAGCCACAGAGGUCAUGUUCCAGAUGAGGGCGGUGGAGACGGAGCACGGCCUUGGGAACCAGAUAGGCCUGGGCAGCCAGAAAGAGGCGUAUGCCAAGCUCAAAGAGCAGGACCCUAAGUACAGAGCCUACAAGAGCACGUUCGGCCGCUAUCACGGGUUGUCCAACCUCUGCAACUUGAUAGGGUUCAUCUGUACCACAGUUAAUUUGAUCUACACAGCUCUGAAUUUAUCCACCAUUUAGAGAAGAGAAAGUGUCAGGCUUCAGAUUAUGAAAAAUAUCUCUCAUUGUUUUUCUUUGGUCAUCACAGUAUUUCAUAUGAAAUGGCAAAAAUGAUGUUUGAGGAGUCAGGAUGGACAGUAUGGACACGAGUUAAAUAUGCCCUCAAAUAAACUUGGUUCCGACAUCACUGUCGGAGCCUCUGGGAGAGCUGCAGUUGUCCCAAGUGCCCUUAUGAGUGAGGAGGCCUUUGUUGCCAUUGAGCGUCUGAACAGCUCACCACUGCAGUUCACUUUUAUCUGUCAGUUAAGCACUUUUCCUCCUGUCAAUCAGUAUCUAAUUAAUGCUGUUUCACAGAAUAGGAUGUAUUUUUGUUUUUUUAUAUCUGCUUUUAAUAUGUGACAUUAUUACUCCCUGUUUAUUUUUUAAACAGGAAAAUUAAAUGAGCAAACUUUAAGUUCUGUGUGGGCAAUUUUCUUGCAUCCCCAGCAGGGGGCGAUGUUUGGACACAGGUGUGUUUUUGAGGAAACUUUGUAGAUCCAGUGCUUAGGACAGUAUAACAUACUGCAUUUCAUGUGUUAAAUGUUGUGUUUCCACAUAUUGUAAUGGAAAUGUGUUUUAAAUUUGUCAACAAUGUUGAAUUAACACUGUGACUGAGACUAAAGCGUGUGAUAUUUUUUUUGAUUUCUCUUUAAAUCUGGUACCACAGGUCUUUCUUUUUUGUCAUCUCACGAUCUUUAUGUCCUGAAACCAAACACUUGUUUGAUUGGAUUGGAUUGGAAUAAAAACACACUCAUGAGUGAACCCAGA